AGAACCUCCAUUUUUUCUCGAUUAAGCAGCAUUUCGUUUCGUGCUAAGCACACGUAUAUCGCUAACGUCCAAUCUUCGAGGUUACCGAGGCUUUCCAUAUCUAACUUUGACUUCACUGUGGUGUACAAUUGUGUAUCAUCAGCAUAUUGGUGGAACUUGAUGUCAUCCAAGGGAACCAGACAAGAAGUGUGCUGGAGAUGCUCAAAGAAGAUGGUGUGGCUGAUGGUGUUGGAAGCAAUGGAGAAGUCUUGGAGCAAGAUGAUCCAGGGUCGAAAGAGAGGAUCAAUUACUACACGUACACGAGUAGUGUGGGUAGAAUGGCCUUGGCAGACAGCAGUGUACGAAGUUGUGAAGACUGAAGGGAGAUGUGCUUUGAGAGUUGGGAGAAAACCCUUUGACUUUUUCUAAGAAAGGGAAUUUUGAGAUAGCGGAAUUUUGCAUGGCUGUUUCGGUCCAGGGUUGGUUUUUCAAGGUGGCAAAUGAGAGCAGCAGUCUUGAGAGAUAAUGAGACAAUACCAGAUGAGAGAGAGAUAUUGCAUAAGCUGGUAAAUUAGGGUACCAGGGUGGACUGGCAGUGACGGAUGAGUUUGGUGAGCAGAGAAUUGAAGAUGUCAUUUGAUGUCAUUUAUAGUUACAGGCUGGGAAAUGUCAAGGGUAGGUGGUGAAUAGCUAGGACAUGCAACAGCAGAAGCAGUCAGAUACCAGAAUGUUUUUCGUAAUUUUCUAGACUGUAUAACGGGUAGAGGAGGCGAGUUUGCACUUGGCAAUGGAUGGGGUAAUGGAGGAAGACAAGUUCUGAAAAUUCUGGGGCAAUGUAUGAUUUACCAAAUGGUUUCCUGCACCAUAUGCGGUCAGUGGAGAGGAGACAUCUGAUUUGGACUUUACCAGAACUGAGAUUUGCACACCACACAUUCAAACAAUCACACAUACAUUCACACACCCCCACACACAUUUACACACGUAGAUGUACAGACAGGCCCUAGCAUUCACACACAUGCAGCCAUUCAUUCACUAACCCGGGUUCAUAUAGUCGCACACGCCACACAUUCUCACACGCAGCUGUGGAUCGUGCAGCCUGUGUCUCACAUCCAGAAAUGUUGAAGGUCCCGUGAAGAGAACCCAGUCCAGGACUAGAAUAAAAACCUCUCCUUCAGCACAACCCCGAUCAGAACAUAGAUCAUAGCUUGCAUCAAAACCCAGGUCAGAUUCUGGACCAGGCUUGGUGGAGGAAUCCAGACCAGAACGUUCAGUCGAAGAAUUCGACACAGAUUUUUGGUCAGAACUCGUAGAGAAAUCAGAGCCGAGUGGAACAAAUCCUGACCAGCGUGAUGUUGCUGCUCCUGCUGCUGCUUGCGAGGACCGGGGUGGGAGCGACAAUUCCCACAAAACAAGGAUUAAGUGCCGGAGUGGGCAAAGCAGAAGUAACCACAAACGUUCCAGAAAUUCCAGGAAUCCUGCAAAACCCUGAAAACCCGGACCCAGCGGAGGGAGUGAGAAGUCUGGAAACACCCGCGGGAACUGUGGGAACGAUUGGAAAAUCAGAGGUGACGGCAAGCCUCGGGGGAAAAGAUAGAGCCGUGGAAAUUGUGUUUAAAGUGUCUGAAAAACCUCAAAAACUGGACGGAGCCACGAGGUUCCAAGAAAAAGUUGGAAAAGUUGCAGCUGCAAAGGAGCCUCAGGAAAAAGAAGGACAAGCGGGAUUGAAAUCUGAGAUCGCAUCCAAAAUUGUGAAACCGGUAACAGUGGUGGUGAUGAAAAAGCUGCAGAAACCUGGAGCAGUGGGUAUCUUGAAAAAAACCACGGAAGAGGGAGACAAAGCCCAGAAAGGCGGUAAGUUGGAAAACUUUGGAAAUCCAGGGAGCACUGGGGAUUUAGGAACGCAAGAACCCUUGAAAUCAGCUGAAAUUCGUGAUGCAAAGCCAGGAAUUGUUGAGAAAUCGGGAGUGAUUGGGAAAGCAAAUGUGUUAGGGGCAGGUGGGCCAGGUAAAUUUAGAACAGCGGCAUCAGGAAUUCUCGGGAAAGUUAGAAUUCCUCAAGCAACGACGAUUACACAAGUUAAUGGAACAAUUCCGAACAAGAAGGGCAUUCCAGAAAUGUACGCAAAAGUGGGGCUGCUUCCCGAAGUUAAAGCCAAUCGGUCAGGAAAUCCCGUGGGAUCUGCACUCCCGGGGAAGCCUGAGAAGAAACCUGAUGAGUCCGAAAAAGCUGGUGUCUCUGCAAAGGAUGCUCAUGCAGCGACUGUGGGGAAAAACGGGACGUGGCUCCGAAAAACCGUGGCAAAGAACGGGACGAAGGUGCAAGGCAGUGUGCGAAUAAACGGGACGAAGCCGGCGCAAGGCAUCGUGGGGACCGCUACAAAACGGCCUGUGAGUGUAAGUGGAUGUCUAUGCUCCAUCUUUGGGGAAUUUCCUAUAUAAACUUAGCCUAAAAUGAGUGCCUGGUGCGUAGGGUCCAGGUUACAUGGUGUUGCGUGUACUACGUAGGGAACCAGUGUUGUAGAAGUUUACUCGUGGUUCACUACAACACACCAAGGUCACUUCUCGGCUAUGCACCUCAAAA
This is a messenger RNA of Petromyzon marinus (sea lamprey), 2559 nucleotides long. The record is from RefSeq and is a predicted model, not a curated record. NCBI's taxonomy places the organism in Eukaryota, Metazoa, Chordata, Hyperoartia, Petromyzontiformes, Petromyzontidae.